Molecule: messenger RNA, 1168 nt
Organism: Salpingoeca rosetta
Lineage: Eukaryota; Choanoflagellata; Craspedida; Salpingoecidae
Exons: 2
Coding region: 23-1168 (381 amino acids)
Biological process (GO): attachment of mitotic spindle microtubules to kinetochore; mitotic spindle assembly checkpoint signaling
Cellular component (GO): nuclear envelope; kinetochore; mitotic spindle
Source: RefSeq, a predicted model, not a curated record
CUCGAAAACGGCAGCAGCGACGAUGGUGCGAGGCGUGGUGCGGGAUGCGCCGUACACGACGCGGUCGCGGCGAGGCGGCACCGCGGGCGGCACUGGCAGUACUGGCAGCGCUGGCAACGCGGGCACUGGGGACCAUCACCACCACGGUGGGCCCAUGCGAGCGUCCGGUAGACGGCCACACCUGUCGUCAGCUGCAAGGCACGAGCAGCAGCAGCAGCAGCAGCAGCAGCAAUACACACAAGCAUCGUCGAGGACGUGGAGGUCGAGUGCCUUGCGCGAACGGCUGCAACACUUCCUCAUGGAAUCACCAGCCAGGCCAUUUGUGGAACAGCAACAGCAACAGCAGUUGCAGCAACAGCAGCAACAGCAGCAAUUUCGGGGUGGGCUGAGCAGCAGGCAAGUGGGCGCCGUGAGUCCAAGUGCUGCCGCGAGCAGGGCGGGCAGCUUCCUGGAAUCGCACGUGCGGGACGACGCCGCCGAUGCCGAUGACGAGGAAGAGGAGGAGGAUGAUGACUUGGCCAGCGUUCAAGGUACCACUGGAGGAAGUCUCGUUGGCAGCGCAAGGGCACAUGAUGACUCCCUCAACCUCAGCAGCACCACCGGCGGCAACCUUGCCGCAAGGCACUCCGGCAGAGGCACCGCUGAUUCUGCAAACAGCAGCUUUACACAACGCGCACUCAACCUGUCGAACGCGUCGUUGUCCACAACGCGCGACGAAAUGGUGGCUGCAAUGGAGCACCGCAUUAUGGCACUCGAGGCAGAGAAGAUCGAUAUGCACGCCGCGAAGCUGCACGCCGAGCACGAGCUCAAGGCUGUCAAGGCGCAGCUUGAGCGCGAGCAAAUUGAACUCGCCCGUCAACGUGAUGCCCGCGAGAAAGGUGUGUUCAACAACAACGUGCGCGAGUUCCGCGAAGCGUGCUACGAGCUGCUGGGCUACCAGAUUGACGUGGUACAAGCCUCAAGGUACCGGCUGCACUCGAUGUACGCGGAGUCCGCCGAUGACUAUCUCCUCUUUGCUUCGUCUCCGCAAGGGCUGCAACUCCUUGAAACGCAAUUCUCCGCAUCGCUGGAUGAGCGCAUUCUUGCGAAUCUGCACCGUUUCCACUCCAUUCCCGCCUUUCUCUCCGCAAUCACAGUUGACCUCUUCAGCAAAUCCACAAUGGCUUGA